AUGUCUGAUCCUGCCCCUCUUUCACGAACUCAUACUUCCUACUCGCUGAGACGAACAGAAACAGCCUCGUCACUGAGACGAGAACUGUCCAACGUCCCCAGUGAGCCCGACAUUAACGCUCCUAUUGUCGAUGGCACUGCAGAGUUUCCCGAGGAGUACACCAUGGAGACCGAAACCGGUCUUGUGCCCCAGAGAUCUCUUCGAGAACUUAGAGGAACAGACUCAGAUGAGCUGGAGAAGGGAGACUCGUCGUCUGGAAGCGAAAUUGAGUACGUCACCUUCACUGUCAAUGACCCCGAUAACCCCCAAAACUGGAACAACAAGACAAGAUGGUUGUACACCCUCUGUGCCACACUCACCGUGGUCUGUGUGGCCUUCGGAUCAGCUUGUCCUGCUGGAGCAGUCAAUGUAAUUGCUCGAGAACUCCAUGUUGGUCCCGUUCCUGCUAUUCUGUCGGUCUCAAUGAUGGUAAUUGGCUUCAUGCUGGGUCCUCUGCUGUGGUCUCCUCUCUCUGAACAGAUUGGUCGACGACCCGUCUACGCCGUCACCAUGCUCAUCUACGUUAUCUUCAACAUCCCCUGUGCCCUCGCCAAGAACAUUGGUACCAUGCUUGUAUGUCGAUUCCUGUGUGGUGUCUUUGCUGCCUCUGGUCUCUCUAACGCUGGAGGAACCAUUGCUGACCUGUGGAGCAUUGAUGAGCGAGGAAAGGCUAUCGCUUUCUUUGCGGCUGCUCCUUACUGUGGACCUGUUCUGGGACCCAUCGUGUCAGGAUGGAUCGCUGUGGGAACCGACAAGUUCGAGCUCGUCUUCUGGGUCAACAUGGCGUUUGCUGGAUUCACCACCAUCGUCAUUGCUCUUGUUCCCGAGACUUACGCUCCUGUGAUUCUCAAGCACCGAGCCAAGAAGCUCCGAAAGGAAACAGGCAAUUCCAAUAUCAUGACUGAACAGGAGGCCAAGAAGGCUACCCUGUCUGAUGUGAUCAAGGAGGUGCUUCUGCGACCUCUCUAUCUGUGUGCUACCGAGGUAAUCCUCGAUUUGAUGAAUCUCUACGUCGUUCUCAUCUAUGCUCUUCUGUACGCCUUCUUCUUUGCCUUUCCUGUCAUCUUUGAUGAGCUUUAUGGCUACAACGACGGUAUUGUUGGUCUCAUGUUCAUUCCCAUUCUCAUCGGUGCCGCAUUUGCCCUAUGUGUUACUCCUUGGUGUGAGAGCAAGUUCAAGGCCAUCUGCAAGGUUCGAAAGCCAACUCCCGAAGACCGUCUUCUCGGAGCCCUCAUCGGAGCCCCUUUUAUUCCCAUCUCACUGUUCAUUCUCGGAGCCACCUCCUACAAGCAUAUCAUCUGGGUCGGCCCCGCCUCUUCCGGAAUCGCCUUCGGUUUCGGCAUGGUACUGGUCUAUUAUGCCGUCAACAACUACAUCAUCGAUUCGUACGCCAAAUACGCAGCUUCGGCCCUUGCAGCCAAAGUAUUUGUGCGGUCUGGAGGAGGAGCUGCUUUCCCUCUGUUUACUACCCAGAUGUACAAAGCCAUGGGCCUGCAAUGGGCCUCGUGGAUGCUGGCCUUUGUAGCUCUUGCCAUGGUCGCUAUCCCAUAUGCCUUUUUCUUCUUUGGAGCCCGUCUUCGAGCUCGGUUUGUCAAGGUAAACUACACCGAAUAA
Messenger RNA from Yarrowia lipolytica CLIB122, 1653 nucleotides. RefSeq lists its product as uncharacterized. Gene Ontology annotation, cellular component: fungal-type vacuole membrane; plasma membrane. Gene Ontology annotation, molecular function: spermine transmembrane transporter activity. The record is from RefSeq and is a predicted model, not a curated record. NCBI's taxonomy places the organism in Eukaryota, Fungi, Ascomycota, Dipodascomycetes, Dipodascales. Gene Ontology annotation, biological process: spermine transport; transmembrane transport.